Molecule: messenger RNA, 4292 nt
Organism: Caenorhabditis angaria
Lineage: Eukaryota; Metazoa; Nematoda; Chromadorea; Rhabditida; Rhabditidae
Source: the annotation of a GenBank genome assembly
AUGAGCGAUUUCUCUGACGAUGGAUGGGGAUCUUUUGAGCCGGCUCGUAAAUCGCCGCAGCCAAUUCGUCUUCCAGACGACUCCAAUCGUCGAUCUUCCUUCAUUUCGCUUCAAAUGGAUCGAACUUUGCCAGUCGUGGAAUCGCCGGGAGUUACACCAUCUCCAACUCGCGAUGAAGAGCCAUCUUUCGAUGUCACGUUCAACUCUUCUACAACUGUUAUUUCGAAACCACCACCAACAACAGUUUUUGGAAGACAAAUGCCAACGAAUGUUCAAUCUUUUGGUGGCCAACAGGUUCCGCCAGCACAAAAAUCAGGCGGAUUUGGAUCUGAGAGCCAGGUUGGUUUAUCACUAUUAGUAAAAUAUGAAAUUCAUAAUUUUUUAGGACUCAGUUGACUUUGGUGUUGAGAAGAAAAUCGAGAGACCACCAUUUGGAGCUCCACCAACAAAAUCGACUGUUUUUGGUGUUCAAUCGAAACCAAGUUUUCUCAAUUCGAAAUCAACGAAAAUUGAGCAAGAAACAAAGUCAACUGGAUUUGGCACACCACCUGCUCCGGUUCACAAAUUUGGACAACAAACAGAAGAAAAACCUGCUGGCUUUGGUGCAGAACCUCCUUUUGGAAUCCAACAAUCGAAGCCAAGUGGAUUUGGAGAAACCAAAUCUAAUGUUUUCGGCAUUCAACAACCAGCAAAACCAAGUGGAUUCGGUGAAGAAAAAUCAAAACCAACUGGCUUCGGAGAAAAAGCGGCUGUUUUUGGCACCCAAGAACCAACAAAGCCAAGUGGAUUUGGAGACGACAAAACGCAUGUUUUCGGUAUUCAAAAGCCCAAACCGAGUGGAUUCGGUUCGAAUGUCAAAAAUGCAGCGACUGGUGAAAUGAGCCCAUUCAACAAACCUCCACCAACUGAAGAAAAACGACAAGGUUCACAAUUUGGUGCAGAUUUCACUCGGCCAAGCAUUGAUGCUAAUCAAACUGAAGACAGUUUGAUGGAUGGCGUUUGUACGGAUGAAGAUGAAACGAUAUUGAUGUCGAACCAAUCUGUCAAACAUCAACCGGGUUCUCGCGUCGGUUCAGAUUUUCAACCACCCAGCUCGAGCACAUUUGCCGUAAGUUGACACACUUCUAGAUAUAAGUUAUUUUUAACAAAAUCCUAUUGUUUUUUCAGAAAUCAACAUUUGGUUCCGAUUCAAAUCGCCCAUUCCAACAAGGUUCACAAUUUGGUGCGGAUUUUGAGGCGCCUGUUAAUGCUCCCACUGUUGCAUCACUCAAUUCGAAACAACCAGAAAAACGUCCAUUCCAAGGCUCACAAUUUGGAGCAGAUUUUGAAGCGCCAAAUGUUGGUACAAAUACCAAAGCGGUUCAUCAUGAUGUUGCACCACCUCAAAAUCGUCCAAUACAACGACAACAAGAUUUGGAUGCUUUGUCAGAUGAUGGAUGGGCUGAGGACAAUUCUGAAAUCGCACUACCACCAGAAGAUUCUGUUCAAACGAUUCAGUGAGUCGUACAUUCGAAAAAUAUUAAUAAAUUCCAAUAUAUUUUCAGAGCGGAAACAAGUAGCAUGGUAAACCAAUCACAAACAGUUAUUGGAAGUCAGAAAGGUGGAUUUGGUGGUUUGUCGAGUUCUGGUGGAUUUGGUUCAAAUUCACGAGUUCAACCACAGCCAGGCUCGAGUUCUGGAGGAUUUGGAGCUCACACAUCAAAUGGUGGAUUCGGAUCACAACCGCGUUCCGAUUUCGGUUCGAAACAACCAUCUGGAGGAUUUGGAGCUGGAACUCAAUCUGCUUUCGGAACGCAGCCGCAGUCAGCUCUUGGAAAUAAGCCAUCUCGUGGAGAAGUACAAGACAGCGGAUUCGCAUCUCGAUCACAGUCUGGUUUUGCCACAAAAUCAUUUUCUGGAGGUCUUGGAGCAAAUUCAGAGUCUGGAUUUAAAACUGAACCGUCUGGUGGUCACAAUACAGCAUUCGGAAGUAAACCAGCCAGUGGAGGAUUCGGUGCUGCUCAAACAACAUCUGGAUUUGGAGCAAAGUCGUCUUCGGGCGGUUUUGGAUCUCAACCACAACCAGGAUUUGGCACAUCCGCACAAUCUGCUUCAAAACCAUCUAAUUCUGGAUUUGGCACAACUUCGAAAUCAUCUUCUGGCGGUUUUGGAGCACAAGUACAAUCUGGUUUUGGAUCUAAAAAUCAAAACAGCGGAUUUGGAACCUCUUCACAAACCGGAUUCGGAUCAAAACCAGCUUUUGGAGGUGCCAAUGAAGACACUGGAUUUGGUUCACAACAACAAUCUGGAUUUGGAUUAUCAGCUGCUGCAAGUUCUGGCCAAACAACAACUGGUGGAUUUGGCAGCAAUGACAAAGGAUUUGGUCGAUAUGCGUCGUCAAAUCAAGGAGAAGGUCGGCCAGAACAAGACAGAACUUGCUACAAUUGUAGAGGUGUUGGACACAGAUCUAGUGAUUGUCCAGAACCACAGCGACCAAAAGUAUGCAAUAAUUGUCAAGCAGAAGGUCAUUUUUCGAGAGAAUGUGAUCAACCAAGAAGAGCACGUCCAUGCCACAACUGUCAACAAGAAGGACAUUUUGCAGCCGAAUGUCAAAAUGAGCGAGUUGAGAUUGCGCCACCUGGAGCUUGUACAAGAUGUAAAGAAGAGGGUCAUUGGAGUAAAGAAUGUCCAACUCGUCCACGCGAUUGUAAGUUUUUUGUUCAUCAAAAUUCAUAAUAAUAAAUAAUUCAUUUUUCAGUGGAUGGCAAUAUUCUUCAACCAUUCGAUUAUGUUGAAAAGGCCGAAGAUGAGUUGUUCGAAACAAUCAAACCAACAUCUCAAUGGUGGAUUGAUCAAGAACAGGACAUUGUUAUUUCGAUGGCAGAUUCGAAUAUUCCAGACAUCAAGUUAGUUUUAUACUUUGAAAAUAAAAAAAUAAGUUCAAUUUUUCAGAUCAUUCGAGCAAUUUCCGCAAAUCGACGAACAAGUUUUGGAAAAUUUAAAGCGAAUGCAGCUCGAGAUUCCGAUGCCCAUUCAACGAGCCGCUUAUCGACCAAUUUACAGUGGAACCGAUGUUGUUGCUUGUGCACAUACUGGAAGUGGAAAAACACGUAAGAAUUUCCUAACAAUGCAAAGAACUCGCAAUAAAUAUUUUUCAGUUGCUUUCCUUCUUCCGUUGGUUACUCGACUUCUUCAAAGUUCAUGGAACUCGGAUCAAGAUGAUGAAGUCCCAUCUCCACGUUUGGUUAUUGUUGCACCAACCCGUGAACUCGCACUCCAAACAUUUGAUGUUGUUCGAAUGGUCACUUAUAAAACCAGUUUGACCAAGGACAUUGUUUAUGGUGGAACCAGCCGAUCUGGAAAUUUGCAACAAUUGGCAAGACAUCGAAAACUCGCGAUUUUGGUUGGAACAAUUGGAAGAUUGAAGGAUUUUGUUGCAUCUGGUGAACUGAGUUUGGCCAAAGUUCAACACAUUGUUCUCGACGAGGCUGAUCGAAUGGUCGACGCACACGAUUUCGGAGAAGAAGUUGUGGAAUUGUUCAAGAGUUCGGAAGAGAGAACCGCACAAAUGGCAUUGUUCAGUGCUUCGUUCAAAGAUGAAAUCCAGAAACAAGAUCUUCUCAAAGUGGUCAAAAGCAAUUUUGCGAUGAUAACUGUCAACGAAUUUGGAACUGCCAAUCGAAACAUCAAGCAGGAUAUCAUUUGCGUUGACAGAAGUGAAAAGUUGCCCAAAUUAUUGGAGAUUCUUGGAAUCGAUGAGAAUUAUUUGUUGAUUGAAGGAAAUCGUGUUCAAAACGAUAAAACAUUGAUCUUCGUCAACUCGGUGAAAUUCGCUUCCACAUUGGCUGCUCGUUUCUCGGAUACUGGAUUGUCGGUCAUGCCAAUGCACAGUUAUAUGAUGCAACAACAACGCGAACAAGUUUUGAAGGAUUUCGAAUCCGGAAAAUAUCAUAUUUUGGUUGCAUCCAAUGUUUGUGCUCGCGGACUGGAUAUCUCAAGAUUGAGCCACGUCAUCAACUAUGACAUGCCAGAUGGAAAUGGAUUUGACGAAUAUGUCAAUCGAAUCGGAAGGUUAGUUAUUUUAAAUACAAUUUGGAGCUUGAAAUUUAAAAUAUUCAAUAAUUUUCAGAACUGGUCGCGCUGGUUUCCAUGGCGAUUCGACAGCCUUCUUCGACCAAUCUGCCGAUAUCGAAAUCGCAGGACCAUUGAUCAGUGUCCUCGAAAAGGCCGGAAAAACCGUGCCAGAAUGGUUGAAGGACCUCAACCAAUCAUCAGCUGCCCACCAAGAUGCCGAUGCUGAAGAAGAAUGGUGA